Molecule: messenger RNA, 1002 nt
Organism: Oppiella nova
Lineage: Eukaryota; Metazoa; Arthropoda; Arachnida; Sarcoptiformes; Oppiidae
Source: the annotation of a GenBank genome assembly
AUGUCUAUGUCUAUAAACAUAACACUGAUAUCGAGGCAGAUAUCGUUGCCGUUGGAUCUGUUCCUGACUAUCGGUGUUUGUGAUAAAAGUGUUGAAUCGAUUCACGCGAAGAUAGGCACAUAUGAAGGCAUUACAGACCAAAGAUGUGGUCAAAGUAGUCAUAAACUCAAUUACCUGCAGACAUGUGUCCGGUGUGUGAACAGGAAAGGUGGUCAGCGGUCGCAGAAGCUAAUUGGGGCCGAGAGUGCAGGUGUCGGUGAAUUCCCGUGGAUUGUCUCCUUUCAAAGCAACAAAACUAAACACCAUUUCUGUUCGGGAAGUCUCUUAAACGCCAAUUGGAUCCUCACAGCCGCCCAUUGUUUCAAAGGCCAUCGAAAAGUCGACACAUUUUACAUGAGAACCGGUUCUCAUGAGAUCAGCUCAGGAUAUGUAGAGAGGGCUCACAAAUACUAUUUGCACCCGAAGUACAACUUAAGUGAUCCCAACGGACCGUACGAUUUGGCGCUCGUCUUCAUUGAUAAGACGACACGAAGAAAGCGAAUCCAACCCAAGAAGAAAUACAACUCUAACGGCAUUUGUCUCCCGGAAAAGGAUAUCCAGAAUGACAUCCAAGAGAAGGCCUAUUAUUCAGGGUUCGGGCGAAUCAACUAUAAGGGCGUCAGAGCAACCAAUUUGAUGAAGUCGUCGAUGACUUUAAUGCCCGACAGUGAGUGUCAUAACCAUAUUUCCAAAUACAGUAUGGCAUGUCUUAACUCAAACACCAGUCACACUUGUAAGGGUGAUUCUGGAUCUCCUUUAGUGCAAUACGUGAAUAAUAAAGCGGUUCUCAUUGGCAUACAUAAGGGGUCGACCAAAAUGAGGGGUAAAUGUGGAAGAGAGACAUCAGUGACCACAAGAAUAAGACCCAAACGUAGGCCAAAGAAAAAGAGUCCACAAAUGGGUGUCAGACUAUUGAGAGACUUCAAGAGUCGAUUGGAGACAAAGAGUUUGCUGAAGAAGUAG